This is a messenger RNA of Oncorhynchus tshawytscha (Chinook salmon), 1487 nucleotides long. RefSeq names its product odorant receptor 131-2-like. The transcript has 3 exons. Gene Ontology annotation, cellular component: membrane. The record is from RefSeq and is a predicted model, not a curated record. NCBI's taxonomy places the organism in Eukaryota, Metazoa, Chordata, Actinopteri, Salmoniformes, Salmonidae. The coding region runs from base 1 to 975 and encodes 324 amino acids. Gene Ontology annotation, biological process: G protein-coupled receptor signaling pathway. Gene Ontology annotation, molecular function: G protein-coupled receptor activity.
AUGUCCAAUACAACACCCCCAUUCCAGCUCCUGUCCAACAACGUUUCGUUGACCAAUCAGAGGUUGGCAGUGCCCAUAAGGACGUUCAUGGGCUUCCUGUCUGUGUCUCCAUGUCUCCUCUUCCUCUACAUCAACACUAUCAUGCUGUACAGUCUGAAGAGCAAGCCCAUGUUCAGAGAGACCUCACGCUACAUCUUGUUUGGUAACCUCCUCUUCGCCGACACCAUCCUACUGCUGACCAGCCAACUGCUGUACAUAUUAGCCGUCGCUGGGUUGUUUGUGAUCCGAUAUAUAUGUGUUGUGAUUGUGUUGGUGGCCAUUUUCACCAGCGCUGUUUCCCCUCUCAACCUGUCUGUGAUGUCGCUAGAGAGGUACGUGGCGAUCUGUUAUCCUCUGAGGCAUGCCUCCAUUGUCACCCCCAGGACUACGGGCGUGGUCAUUGCUGUUGUGUGGAUCCUGUGUUCCCUAAACACUAUCAUUAAGCUUGUCAUGCUGCUGGUUCUAGAGUCCAUGCCCCUGGACCAGUUCAUGCAGGAAUUCUGCUCUACCAGCGAGCUUUUCCACCUGAAGAUUCACAACCAGGUAGACAACGUGUUCAUCAGCAUCGUCUUCAUGACCGUUGGUUUUAUCAUCAUAUACUCCUACAUCGCUAUGAUGAUGGUAGCCAAGUUGGCCUCCGCAGACAAGGACAUAAACAGCAAGGCUCGUAACACGGUUCUCCUGCACCUGGUCCAGCUAGGCCUGAGUCUCUCCUCCACCCUGGUUCCUACUAUAGUGUCAGCCUUGAAAUCCAGAGCAAUGGACAAAGCCACACAGAUUGAGUAUAUUGUGUUUAUCAUCCUGAUUAUCCUGCCCAGGUGUCUGAGUCCUCUGAUCUACGGCCUGAGAGACAAGGCAUUCAGACACAUCCUCAUGUACCAUCUCACCUGUGGCCUCAGAUGCGCAGUGGAGCCCAUUAAAAUCUCCAGCUAUUGAUGUUUUUUCUUGUAACAGAAACAUUUAUUCAGUUUUUAAUGAAAACUGUUUUUAAGAACUUGUAAUAAUGCUGAAAGAAUGAACUAAACUAAAACACAGGCAUGUGAAUGUUUUAAAGAGACAAUCUGCAGUUGGUACAUACUUUUUUACCUUACAAAUAAGUGAAGGAUAUUCACCCAUUGAUUCUUGAAGAAUAUUACUUAUACUUCGGCUUCUGAUGGGGUUCGAGGCAUUUAGACGUUUGUUUGACUCCAAUGCUCGUAAAACAAAGUAAAUGUAAACAAACACUCUAUAGCCUCAAAACACGGUUAAAACUAUCGUUUUGAUAUCAUGGAACGUCAGUCCUUGCAUCCAUAGCACUUUCUUUGAAUUUGAGAGUAGUUACGUUUCUCCUCCGCCUCAUCCGUCAGCUUUUUACCGAAACAGUGGCGUUUUGUUAUUGUUUCAACUGCGGAUUGCCCCUUUAACUUGAAACCACAGUAUGUAUGUUUUCCUGUAAUACAAUUCAUUAA